CCUUCCCGUACCUUCCUCUUCCUCCCGAGACGCAACGCAAUCUCUCCCUCCUUCCUCUACUCUACCACCGGCCGCCGCCUGCCGCCGGCGCCCCGAUCCGGCCGCCCCCUCUCCCGCGCCCUCCACGCCUCCGCCUCCAUCUCCACACGGCCCGCCCGCCCCCAUCCAUCGCCGUCCCCGGUUAUCCCUCAUCGCGUUCCUGCCGUCCGUCUCGGGGGCAAUCAUUGGGUUUCGAGGGGCGUGAUAUGAUCUCCUGGCAUGGUUCAUCCUAGGUUCCUGGUUGCUUGCUCGGGCUCCAAGCUGUGCUUCAUCUCCAGUUGCCACGGCAGCUAGCUAGCUCUGGGGGAGAUGGCAUCACCAGUGGUGGCGAGAUGGGGGAAUCGGAUGGGGUCGAGCCCGGUUAAAGCUUGUGGUUCUCCCCUACCGGUGGUGAUCGGUUCUGGUUGAUGAUUUCUCGAUUUGGCGUAUUGGUUGGUUACUGAAAAGAAAAGCAAGAUACUGAAGAGAGCCAUCAGAAGGAAUUGGAUAGGUGUUGGGCUUUGAUUUUGCUGAGUAGCGUAGACUGGUUGCAAUGGGUUUACCUCAAGUUUCUCCAGCCAGGGAGGAUGUCUCGACAGGGCCGAGGACGCCUGUGUCAAGCCCUCAGCAUUUUGGGGGCGUUGGUGCCUGUGAUUUGGAUGGGCUUCCUCGAGGAAGCUCGAGCAGCAAGGUUACAUACCCCUCGUUGGGUGGUAAUUUCAGUAGACAGACUGCAUCAGAUGUCCCGGAUGAAUCAGACAGGUAUUUUCGAGGCAACCAUGCCUUUGAUGGACCUGCUGGACUCCGAGGACUAAAAAUUGGUUUUGGAGAUGCAAAUUCUAGAUUUUCUCAUGAGGCUGCUGUGCAUAUGCCCACAAUGAGGGUUGUGGGCUUUCAAUCAGGCUCUGCUGGAGAUUCUGAUACAGCAGAAUUAGACAUGAUGAAUCCAUCUGUACACACUGAUAAUUGUGGUUCGCUAUUUGAUCAGCAUGAACUUCAGGCAAGGAAAAGACUGCUCUCUCCGUUAAAGAAUGUGCUCCCUAGAAAGUUCCACGGUGAUAUGCUGAAUAUUGGCCCCGUUGAUACUAGCUUUCAGCCUUCUGAGUUAGGCAGGAAACUUUGCAGUUCUGGCUUCCAAGAUAAUAAAAAGGCAAAUACUGGAAGCCUCAAUUCUUUUGAGUCACAGGCCUGUCCAACCCCUAGAUACUCUAGUCGGAGUUCAGACUGGGAUGUCAAUAAAAUUAAUUGUAAUUAUUUCACCGAUGGUCCUUUACUUGGGAAGAAGGAAACAUUGUCCUACUAUGAUCAUCUAGCUGCCAGUGCAAAAUUAGCACACUCUCCACUCUCUCUGUCUCCACUCAGCCCUAGACGUAUGCACAAAGUUAAGAUUGCAGGAUCUCAAAGGCAUAUAAUGAGAGAUAUUGAAAGCGAUUAUCUAGAUUUGAAGGAAAAUGGAAGUGGGGAUGAAAUUAGGAUGCUAGAUGUGUUAGAAGAAACUAACAGAUUACAUGAUGCUAUGACCCCUAAAAGAAGUUCAUGUAGAAGAUAUCAAAACUGGGGCUCUGAAUCUUGUCCUACGUCUCCUCGAGUAGGUUACGGACGGAGUUUGAGUCUCCCUGUAAGGAGGUCAUUAGUUGUCUCCUUUGAGGAGUCCCUUUUAUCUGGCCGGCUUUCUUAUGGAAAAGAUAACCAGAUACUUGAUGGUUUUUUAGCUGUCCUGAAUAUUGUUGGUGGUAGCUUCUCUCCUCCAACUCAGAAACUUCCAUUUGCAGUAACAAGCAUAGAUGAAGAUAGCUCCUUGUUGUACUAUUCUUCUAUUGAUCUUGCUGGGAGAUUGUCUGCAAGUGCAACCAACAGCAAUAGCCCCAAACUGCACAGAAACCUUAGUAACAAUGAUUCACGGUCAGCAAAAAGUCGCCUACGCAUCCCUGCUAAGGGACGCAUACAACUGGUUGUGAGCAACCCGGAGAAGACACCAAUUCAUACUUUCUUCUGCAACUAUGACUUGACUGACAUGCCAUCUGGAACCAAGACAUUCAUGCGGCAAAAGGUCACUCUGUCUCCCACUGUUUGUCCCUCUAAUAUAGUGAAAGAAGAAAGCAAGACCAGUGUCGGUGACACUAAUGUUGGCCCCAAAGCUCAGUCUGUCUCGUGUGGAAGUGAACUUGCGCAAGGAGCUGUAUGCUCGGAAUACUGCAAUGGACAGAAGGCCAACUCAACUGAUGGAUCAGUAAAAAAAUGCACAAACAUUAAAUGUUACUCACUGGACAGUGACAUGAAGGAAUCAUAUAAAUCUACUCCUCCUGUGAAUAAGAAAAACAAUAGUGAUUCUGACGAUUGUUGCUGCCAGAUGGAUGACAUUCACUCAGGUGCAAAUAAAUCUUGCUGUGCGUCUUCUAAGAUUAAUGACAGUUCAGGUGUAGGCGUGCUUCGUUAUGCUUUGCACCUGCGAUUUCUCUGCCCUGCCUCUAAGAAAUCCUCAAAAUCCAUGCUGAGAUGCAAAUCCGACCCGUUAUCUGUGCCGUACAGCGGCAAUACAGUGACCGAGGAGCGGAGAUUCUAUUUGUACAACGAUCUUAGAGUCGUAUUUCCUCAAAGGCACUCAGAUUCAGAUGAGGGCGAGCUGCGAGUUGAACACGACUUCCCUGCUGAUCCCAAGUACUUCGACAUAAGCAACUGAAAACCUGCUCGGGUGCCAUCUUGUAUAGCCUGCGACUGUGGCACAUGGAAAAAACAAGAAGGAAAAACUGUGUACAUAUUUUUUUUAUGCUCACUAACUUCAGUCGUCAUGUGUUCACGAUCUUCAGCAAAUUGCACAGGUUUAAUCUUCCAAUAAAAUCCCUCAUUUAGUUCUACUUUCA
This is a messenger RNA of Brachypodium distachyon (stiff brome), 2879 nucleotides long. RefSeq lists its product as uncharacterized. Bases 572 to 2698 code for a protein of 708 amino acids. Lineage: Eukaryota; Viridiplantae; Streptophyta; Magnoliopsida; Poales; Poaceae. The record is from RefSeq and is a predicted model, not a curated record. The transcript is spliced from 7 exons.